Molecule: messenger RNA, 717 nt
Organism: Strongyloides ratti
Lineage: Eukaryota; Metazoa; Nematoda; Chromadorea; Rhabditida; Strongyloididae
Product: Transcription factor, Skn-1-like, DNA-binding domain-containing protein
Exons: 2
Coding region: 1-717 (238 amino acids)
Biological process (GO): regulation of transcription by RNA polymerase II
Cellular component (GO): nucleus
Molecular function (GO): RNA polymerase II cis-regulatory region sequence-specific DNA binding; DNA-binding transcription factor activity, RNA polymerase II-specific
Source: RefSeq, a predicted model, not a curated record
AUGCUUCCUCGCUCACCUCAUGAUAUGUAUGACGACUACCUUCUUCCAGACAUUAAUGGACACUACUAUUCUUCAUACCAUUCAACUGCAGGAAUGGAUCAGUAUAUGGGACAACAGAGUCAUGAUGAUGGUUCAAGACUUUAUUCUGACUUUGAUAAUAUUUUUACUUCAUCUGAAUACUAUCGAUACCAGGAUCAUAGUGGGGGACAAUUGAAUGUUCAAAUUAAAGAGGAACCUACGGAUGAUAAUCCUUCGGCGAGACAUCCAAACUAUCCUGACAGCUAUGGCCCUGAUUUACGCCACGAGUUACUUGCUCCGGAUCUCCCGACUCACAACAACAACAGAAUGUUACUGGAGGAACCUGAUGAUAUAAAAGAAGAAGUUUUAGGACAAGCAUAUUCUGUACCAUCCCAUAUACCAUCACGUGAAAAGUCCUCAAUUUACAGAAGUGUCUCGUCAUCUCCAGAUUUUUCAGGUAAAAAGAAGCAACCUAGAAGGAAAAACAACAAGGAUAUUGAAUUGGCUCGAAAUAACAACAUUCCAGCAACUCCCACACAAAUAGCCGAAUUUACCUAUGAACAACUAAAAAGUUUUAUUGCUAAAUACCAAUUUAGUGAUGAACAAAUUUUGUUAAUCAAAGCAAUACGAAGAAGAGGUAGAAACAAGAAAUCCGUUGCCCUGUAUCGUCAAAAAAAAGGAUCACAAAUAAGAUUUUAG